AUGGCAGGUUUUACAAAUCAUGAUGUUAAUGGUGAAUGGAUUCAACCGAGUGGUUGUUUUAAAUUAACAAAUAAAUGUGAUAAAUAUGCUGGUACAUGGUAUGUCUAUUUAUGUUCUAGUUGUGAUGUACAAUGUCCAUUGAAUCAGUAUGGAAAACCAAAAUUUUUUAAAUGUUCGUGUCCAGUUUAUCCAGUAGAUCCUGAAGCAAAAUCCUAUGGACCCUACUGUUAA
This is a messenger RNA of Rotaria sp. Silwood2, 231 nucleotides long. The record is from the annotation of a GenBank genome assembly. Lineage: Eukaryota; Metazoa; Rotifera; Eurotatoria; Philodinida; Philodinidae.